GGUACUGGGAAUGGGGGGUCCUGAUCUGGCCCCAGGGCAAGGGACCACCACCCUCCCGGGGUUAGUCCCCCCCUCCCCCGCCCACGGCUGGACAGCGGGCAACGGAAUCCCAAAAGCAGCUGUUGUCUCCAGAGCAUUCCAGCUGCGCUUGGAUUUCGUUCCCUGCUCUCCUGCCAGAGCAGCGUCCUGGCCUAGAUGGGGUGGGCCAACCCCUGACCCCAGACAUACUUUAUUUGGGUCUCUCUGGUCUCCGCCCCUGUCUCAGGUGCGCCCUCAGGCUGGAGAUGGUGGGCGUAGGCGUCGGAGAGCCAGGGUUAUGGUCAUCUCUUGAACCUGGAGUAGCACUGACAAGGGAGGUUGGUCCCAGGGCCUUUGGACAGGGCUGCAAUGGCGGUGAGGCCCACAGGGCAGGGCCACCCCAGCCCGCAGGCUAUAGAUAGCCUUUCACUUCCUGGGGAAAACCCACCCCAACCGUCUUCGUGUACCGAGUAGCUGAAGUCCCCGGCUUGGCCUCCAGCCUCCAGCCUGUUAGCAGCUGUCCCUGGGUCAUGCGACUGCGGAAUGGAAAGCGCUUUGGAAUGACACGAUCACUCCCGUUGAGUGGGCACCCAAGAAGCCAUCGGGAAUGUCGUGUCCGCCCAGUGCUCUUUCAGGGAUCCCAGCAGGGCCUUGCAGCCCUGGCCCAGAAAGGGGUCUUGCCAAACUUCCUGCUCCUAGGAUCCCCUCCUUUCUGAACUCUGGGCACUCUCACUGCUCCAGAGCAGUAAUUAUGGGUUUCCUGCACUCUGUGCUGUGUCGGGUUCAAUCUCCAUUAAAGAAAAUAGAGAAAAGGGGGAUUUAAGUUACACUGAAAUGAAAACAUUCCGGAGUCCUUGUGGGACAGAGGAAAGAGCUCUCUAGUGGAAUGGGAUGCUCCCAACUGAGAGCAGUCCUUUAGCUGGGUCCUCUCAUGGUCACAUUGUUUAUUUUGCCUACAAUGGCUCGUUGCCUAAACCAAAAGGCCUGAGUAUCCCUGAUAAUGUACACAAGGUUAAAAGCAUUAAAAACUGGUAAUUCUGGAAAAUAUCAUGAUGGUUCUAAUUCCUCAAAAAUCAAGAAAAGAAAUCCUACCAGAGUACGCAUUUAUCGGGAGUAAAGACCCAAAUAGCAAAGGAGGAAUGGGCUGUAAAUAACCUGAAGCCGCAGAACACAGAUUCUUUCAAAAAUGAGAUUUUUUUUUUUUUUAGGAGGUCCUGAAAAUGGUUAGCUGCCCUAUUCCGCUGACAAUUCAUUUGGAACUUUUGACGUUUGAUCAAGUGUCAAAUGUGGGGAAUGAAACGUUAUCACAAAUAGGUAAGAUUUCGAUGAAACAGUCGGGUCUGGGCCCCACUCGGUAGCGAGGAUCCUUUCCCUGGUUGCUAAUGCUGGUGACGACGACGGAACUCUAGGCCGAAGGCGGACCUCGCGAUGCCGGGGCCGGGCAGGGCAGGCGGACCACGCGGAGGGAGUGCUGGGACCGAAGGUCGAAAGCGGCCGCCACGGUCCCCUCUGGCGCACCUGUCCGCUCAGGGACCGCCACCGGAUACGCGCCCCGGCCAGUCGGCCCUCCCGGAAGCUCGACCUCCUGACGUUUUGCUUCCGGUUCCGCUGGCUCCUUCCGGUCGCCAUGGCGACGGGGCGCUUGGGGGUCGGGGAGACGCUAGGGGCCCUCAACACGGCCCUGGGGCCUGGCGACCCCGUGUGGUUCAAGGAGACGCGCGCCCGCCACCUGCGCGCCCGAGACUUCCUGGCGCCGCGGCCCGCGCUGCAAGCGCGCUUCGGGGACGGACAGGUGCCCGAGCGUGUGGUCCGUGCGGUCGCCGGCCUGCAAGGCCCCGGCGUGGCCCCGGUGCUGCGCUGCGCGCCGACGCCCGCGGGUCUGGCACUCCAGCUGCAGCGGCCCGCCGUCUUCGAGCGCGUGCUCGGCGCCGUGGCCGCCUAUGUCGCGCCCGCCGCGCCCGCCGCGCCCGGCCCGCGCGUCCUCCUGCACUGCCCGGCGCUGCGCGGCGCUCCAGGCGCGCUCCGCUUGAGCCAGCUGCGCGCCGUGCUCGUGGCCGAUCAUUUGGCGCGAGCUCUGCGCGCGCAUGGCAACUGCACGUGGACUGGCCCGCUGCCUCCGAGAGAGCCGCCACCGAAGCCCUGAGGAGCCUCGCGCUUGCAGAGCUUAGCCCUGCCCGGGACGGGGAAGCCCUGCCCCCUGGCGUCCUGGGCACAGUGUGCCUGAAGGAGGUGAUGCAAGAACGGGGACGCGCAGGUGGCUACGACCCCAACCUGGACAAGUGUCUGGUGACUGAGGAUCUGCUCUGCGCGCUGGCCGAGCUGCAGGAGGCUGUCCGCCACGGGCCUGGGGACGGCCCUCCAGGCCUGGCAGCGGCCCCGGAUGCUGAUGCGGGCAGCUGCAUGGUCGUACACGUGGUGAGCUGUGAGGAGGAGUUCCAGCAACAGAAGUUGGACUUGCUUUGGUGGAAGCUGGACGAGCAGGCUCCGCUCACACAGAAGCACCUGGUCUGUGGCCCAGUGAAAGCAGCUGGUGCCCCCGGCGCCCUGACUGCCCCCGAGUACUACGAUCUCCGGCACGCCCAGGUGUGCAAGGCGUCGGCCCAGAAGCGCGGCAGGGAGCUGGCCCGAGACCCGGCCUGGAUGGAGGUCGUCCGCGUUCUCUCUGUGGCGACCAUAAAGUUCGAGAUGCUCAGCACAGCCCCACAGAGUCAGCUCCUCCUGGCCCUGGCCGGCGGCAGCAUUUCCACAAAGGGCACCAAGAGUGGCACCUUCGUCAUGUACAACUGUGCCCGUCUUGCCACACUAUUUGAGGGGUACAAGCACAGCACGGAACAAGGUCGGUACCCCACUUUUCCACCUGUGAGCAGUCUCAAUUUUUCACUGCUACAGGAUGAGGGUGAGUGGCUGCUGCUCUUCAACGGCGUGCUCCCCUUCCCAGACGUGCUGAGCCAGACCGCAGCCUUGGCGUGCGCGGCCCCGGGGCUCCACACGACGGCGCGCACCGAGACGAUGUGCAAGUUCCUGGUUCAGCUCAGCAUGGAUUUCAGCUCAUACUAUAACCGCAUACACAUCCUAGGAGUAAGUACACAGCAAAGGGGAGGGUGCUUGCAGGGGUGCAAGGGAAGCAAAGGAAGAGACCAGCAGGCCCCUUCUCUCCUCCAGGAGCCUCGACCACACUUGUUUGGUCAAAUGUUUGCCCGUCUCCAGCUUCUGCGGGCCGUGCGUGAAGUGCUCCACGCUGGCCUAGCCAUGCUGGGUCUUCCUCCACUGAACCACAUCUAAGGCCACAGAGACCCCGACAGCUAGGAAUGUUUACAAAGUCAUGACCUGGAAAAAAGAUACAAAGACGCUGUUAGAGACCUGGAGCCAAAAUAAAUUGCUUCUGUUCCGUACAAA
Mirounga angustirostris (Northern elephant seal) is the source of this 3414-nucleotide messenger RNA. It is a transcript of the gene DALRD3, whose product is annotated as DALR anticodon binding domain containing 3. Gene Ontology annotation, biological process: tRNA C3-cytosine methylation; arginyl-tRNA aminoacylation. The transcript has 11 exons. Gene Ontology annotation, molecular function: arginine-tRNA ligase activity; tRNA binding; ATP binding. NCBI's taxonomy places the organism in Eukaryota, Metazoa, Chordata, Mammalia, Carnivora, Phocidae. The record is from RefSeq and is a predicted model, not a curated record. Bases 1447 to 3300 code for a protein of 617 amino acids.